UCUUUGUCGUGGCAAAGCUUCUGAAUGAAAUGAAUGCAACCUCCGCAAUGGAUAUUGGGUCCCUUGAUUAUGACACUAUAAUUGGUGCAUAUGAAAAGAUCAACGGGGAGUUUUUCCACACGGUGGGGAAAGAGCAUGCGCUGAUCAUUUUGUCUCAGUCUGCAUAUGACAUGUCAUCUGAAGAGUUGAUCUUGCGGCAGAGUGCAUAUAGAUUGUUGCUCUGCUUUGUUGAAUUUGCCUCUGAAAUUGUUGAGUUAAAGGAUAAAUCUGAUCAAGGGUGCUGGACUGAAGCUCCUAUUCAGCAUAUUGUAACUAGCUUUCUUUUGAAGCAUAUGGGAAAUGCAAUGAAUAGGGAAACUUCUGUUCAAAAGCUUUGGAUUGAUUUACUGCGAGAAAUGGUGUAGAAGCUUCCAAAGGUUGCAAACCUCGAAUCUUAUGGAACUUUGUACAGUCAAGAUCCAGAGCAGGAUUUCUUCAAUAAUGUUAUUCAU
Molecule: messenger RNA, 491 nt
Organism: Coffea arabica (coffee)
Lineage: Eukaryota; Viridiplantae; Streptophyta; Magnoliopsida; Gentianales; Rubiaceae
Source: RefSeq, a predicted model, not a curated record